Prunus armeniaca (apricot) is the source of this 2250-nucleotide messenger RNA. The record is from the annotation of a GenBank genome assembly. Lineage: Eukaryota; Viridiplantae; Streptophyta; Magnoliopsida; Rosales; Rosaceae.
AUGGAGUUCUGUAAAAAAGAAAUUCAUGAGUUGCUUCAGAAGAAAAUAAUUCGCAAAAGCAAGUCCCCUUGGUAUUGUCCUGCUUUUUAUGUCCAGAAAAAUGCUGAACUAGAAAGAGGAGUCCCAAGAUUAGUUAUCAAUUAUAAGCCACUUAAUUCAGUCUUAGAAUGGAUUAGGUACCCCAUACCUAAUAAAAGAGACUUGAUUAAUAGAUUAGGAAAAGCAGUUGUUUAUUCUAAAUUCGAUAUGAAAAGUGGUUUCUGGCAAAUCCAAAUACAUGAGUCAGAUAGGUAUAAGACUGCAUUUGUCACCCCUUUUGGUCAUUAUGAAUGGAAUGUAAUGCCUUUUGGUCUGAAGAAUGCCCCUAGUGAAUUCCAGAAUAUUAUGAAUGAGAUUUUUAAUCCUUACAGUCAUUUUUCAAUCGUCUAUAUUGAUGAUGUUCUCAUCUUUUCUGAGUCAAUAGAACAGCAUUGGAAACAUUUGCAUAAGUUUCUUCAAAUUGUCAAACAAAAUGGUUUAGUUGUUUCUGCCAAGAAAAUCAAGUUAUUCCAAACCAAUAUCAGAUUUCUUGGUUUCAAUAUCCAUCAGUCACAAAUCUCCCCCAUUGAUCGAGUCGUUCAGUUUGCUGAUAAAUUUCCUGAUCAAAUUCUUGAUAAAAGUCAACUCCAGAGGUUUCUAGGAUCUCUAAAUUAUGUCUCUGACUUUUACAAAAACCUGAGAAAACAAUGUAAGCCCUUGUUUGAUAGAUUGCAGAGCAAUCCUCCUCCAUGGUCAAAUACUCAUACUGAGAUUGUCAAGCAAAUCAAAGCCCAUGUCAAGACACUUCCAUGCCUUGGCAUUCCUUCAGUUGAUUCCUUCAAAAUAGUUGAAACUGAUGCCUCUGACAAAGUUUAUGGUGGCAUUCUGAAACAAAGAGCCUGUCCAAAUUCUCCAGAACAGAUUAGAAUUCUUGCAGGAUGCUCAAUGGCACCUAAAAAAGACAAGCAAAAAGAAUCAACCAGCCAAUCUAAGCCAUCUCAGUCGCCCUCCCAGUCGCUCCGAAUCCUUCCUUCAUCUAUGAGUCAAAAUAAACCAGAAAUUCCCAAACAGGUGGUCCCUUACCCUGGUUACCCACCAAUUUCAGUUGCCACACCAAUAUCAGUUGCCAACAAGUUUUCUGCUUUAGGUUCCACAAUUGGCCAAAUAAGCCCUAGUUACCAAUCGACCCUAAUCUUUAGUUAUGAUCCUUUCUCAGUUGAUCCUUCAGUUGGUCCCUCAGUUACCUUCAAAAAGUCAUCUCCUUAUAUGCCCAAAAGUACCUCUCACUUAUUUGUUCUUGAGCCUAUUUAUGAUAUUCAUUCUGAUCCAGUUGAAAUAGCCAAACACUAUUUUCCUCCUGGAUUCCAUUAUAUGCCUCCUAGCCCAUACAAGUCUCUCAAGUAUUAUAGAGAUAUAUUACUUGAAACUCAGUCCGUUGAAAUCAAGCCGAUAAGGGAUCGAGAUCAUCCUGAGAUCAUCCUUUAUCAUUCCCUUUAUAUCCAUAAGAUCAUAAGCCAAGAAUCCUUCAGUAGCCACCCUUAUGAGUUGAAAACCCUUCAGUCAAAAUUGCAAUAUAAUUAUUCUGAUUAUAUUGAAGCCUGGUACUCUAUUUUCCUCCAUCAAUCUGAGGAUUUUAGUCAUUCCUGGUUUAUAAAUUUUGACAAUAAAUUCAAGUCUCCUCUUCCCUUCUGGUUUCUCCACUGGUGGGAAAAGCAUGGUCCAGUUGAUGAAAUUCUGCCCAUCUCAGUUCAUGAGCUAAUUCGUCAUUAUACUAAAAAAGUCAAGUUCUCCAAAGUUGAUUUAUUUUUCCCGAAACAGUUGCUUUUUAUUGCCAGAUACAAAGUUCCUUGGAUCCUCAAAUGGUCCUACAAAGUUGCCAGAGAUACUACCAGAGUUCUUGCCCGCCAAUUCUCAGUUAAAUGGUGGGACAAAUUUGAAGUUGACAGAAUUGCCAAAUAUGUAUACAAUGAUCUGCCCCAAGAACCUAUUCCGCAUCCAAUCUCCCCCACUGGUUCGACCCGAUCUUCUCUUUCAGUUGAAGGAAAAUCGAAGACCGAACUCCAAGAAAUUGCCCGUCAGUUGAUAAUCCAAGCCUCUCAAAUGGAUGAUGAUGAAGACAAUGAUUCCCCUUCAUCGUCCAGUUGUCAGCCCAUGCAAAGCCCUGCCAAGAAAAAGUUUUGGUAUAAAGAUAGUCAAGAUCCAUACGAUGCUUAUGAUUUGAAUUCUGACUAA